Molecule: messenger RNA, 1921 nt
Organism: Synchiropus splendidus (mandarinfish)
Lineage: Eukaryota; Metazoa; Chordata; Actinopteri; Syngnathiformes; Callionymidae
Gene: dctn4
Product: dynactin 4
Exons: 14
Coding region: 65-1474 (469 amino acids)
Cellular component (GO): dynactin complex
Source: RefSeq, a predicted model, not a curated record
CCGGACACUCCUUCCAGCGGAUCAGCGGUUCUCCACAGUCCCAGUCGCCCCGCUGUUGUCAGAGAUGGCGUCUCUUCUCCAGCCAGAUAGAGCCGUCUAUCUGGUCCGCGGGGAAAAGAAGAUUAGAGCUCCCUUGUCUCAGCUGUACUUCUGUCGUUACUGCAGCGAGCUGCGGUCUCUGGAAUGCGUUUCUCACGAGGUGGACUCCCAUUAUUGUCCAAGCUGCUUGGAAAAUAUGCCUCUGACUGAGGCCAAGCUUAAGAAGAACAGGUGUGCCAAUUGUUUCGACUGCCCUUGUUGCAUGCACACGCUGUCUACUCGGGCGACGAACAUUCCGUCUCCACUGCCCGAUGACCCCACCAAGAUGGCAAUGAAGAAGGCUUAUUAUCUGGCGUGUGGCUUCUGCCGCUGGACCUCCAGGGAUGUGGGGAUGGCUGACAAAUCUGUUGCCAGUGGUGGUUGGCAGGAGCCAGAAAAUCCUCAUGCUCAGCGGAUCAACAAGCUGAUGGAGUAUUACCAGCAGCUGGCUCACAGAGAGAAGCAGGAGCGGGACAGGAAGAAGCUGGCCAGGAGACGACAGUGCAUGCCGCUCGCCUUUUCGCAACACACAAUUCAUGUGGUGGAGAAAUACGGUCUGGGCACCAGACUGCAGAGGCAGAGGUCUGGAGCGCCCAUCUCAAGUCUGGCUGGUCUUUCUCUGAAGGAGGGGGAGGACCAGAAGGAAAUCUCCAUCGAGCCGGCGCAGGCCCUGGAUGAGGUGGAGCCCCUGCCGGAGGACUGUUACACCAGGCCCAUCAAUUUACCUGAAGUGACCACGCUGCGACAGCGCCUCCUGCAGCCAGACUUCCAGCCUGCGUGCGCCUCGCAGCUUCACCCCAGACACAAGUAUCUGCUGAAGAAGCGCUCGCUGCGCUGCAGGAAGUGUGAGCACAACCUGAGCAAACCGGAAUUUAACCCGACUUCAAUCAAGUUUAAGAUUCAACUGGUGGCUGUGAGUUAUAUUCCUGAAGUGCGAAUCAUGUCGAUCCCAAACCUCAGAUUCAACAAGGAGAGCCAAGUGCUGCUAACCCUGACCAACCCGGUGGAGAACGUUACCCAUGUGACUCUGGCAGCAUGUGAGGAGAACGACCCGGACGACAUGAACAGCACAGCCAAGGUCAUGGUUCCCGGCAAAGAGCUGACGCUGGCUGGCAAGGACGCCGCCGCCGAGUACGAUGAGCUGGCUGAACCCCAGGACUUCCAGGACGACCCGGAUGUCGUGGCCUUCAGAAAAUCCAACAAGAUCGGCUUCUUCAUCAAAGUCCUGCCCCAGAAAGAGGACGACACCGACGUCACCGUCUCCUUCAAGAUCCGACACGACUUCCGCAACCUGGCGGCUCCCAUCAGGCCCAGCGAGGAGGGCGCCGACGCGGCUGCCGAGGCCAUCUGGCUCACUCACCACGUGGAGCUGAGUCUGGGGCCGCUGGUUCCCUAAGUGAUGCUCACGCCUCCUGCAAUAAUGGCUCUUCUGUUUCCUCUGAGUCUGGAAGAAACGGUAUCUUACAGUAGGUCUUUGAAUAACGAGCAUCGAGUUCAACAUUUAUCAGUACUGUAAACAUGAUGGCGUCAUCCCAGUUACUUUCACCGCUUGUACAUAAAACACCCUCAUCCGAUGGAAGCAGAACAAACUAGUGUGCAGCGGCUGCACUGUAACCGUAACCCUGCUGUGGCACCUGCAUGCUACCAUGCUACUAUACUGCAGUUCUGUCUCCUCCUGUAGGAUCUAUAGCGACGGUGUCCGACGUCCCGACAAACACUAUGAUUUCCUGACACUCAGCCUCUGUCUCGUGAGCUGCAGUCUGAAGGUGUGUCACGUCACAGUGGCUGAACGUCUGCACUGGCUAUUAAAGCUGAGACACUGAAACCAACGUGUUGCUGUUUU